Molecule: messenger RNA, 314 nt
Organism: Austrofundulus limnaeus
Lineage: Eukaryota; Metazoa; Chordata; Actinopteri; Cyprinodontiformes; Rivulidae
Product: dynein heavy chain 5, axonemal
Biological process (GO): microtubule-based movement
Cellular component (GO): dynein complex
Molecular function (GO): dynein light intermediate chain binding; dynein intermediate chain binding
Source: RefSeq, a predicted model, not a curated record
GAAAUGGAGAAGAAGAGGACAGACCUCUUAAAAGAUGUGACGUCCAACAAGAGAAAAAUGAAGGAGCUCGAGGACGAUCUUCUGUUCAGACUUACCAGCACACAGGGUUCACUUGAGGACGAUGAGAGUCUGGUUUCGUUUCUCAGAACCACAAAGCAAACCGCUGAGGAAGUCACUCAGAAACUCCAAAUUGCUGCCGUGGCCACUAGAGGCAGCAUCCUGUAUUUCCUGAUCACUGAGAUGAGUAUGGUCAACGUCAUGUAUCAGACUUCUCUCAGACAGUUCCUGGGGCUUUUUGACCUUUCACUUGCUCG